AUGGAUCCAUUCGAUAGUGAAUUUGAUGUUGAGAAUGCAUUGACUAAUGAGGAUAUUCAUUAUGAAGCACUGCUUUCAUCACCUUCUUCUUCAACAACGACAAUCAAUCAGCAGUUGGAAUCUAUCAAUCAGUUCGAACGUUUCUUAUGCGAAACAAAUCCUCACUUAUGUGAACGUCUCAUUGAAAUUGAUCACGAAGCUGUUCAGCGUUCUGCACAUAAACUCUCUUUACCCAGCGGUAAAAGAAGAGAGGAACGAUUAGCGGCACUCUGUGCAAGACGAGAUGAACUUCAGCAACUGGAGAAUGAAAAGGAUAAUAAAGAAGCAUCAACGAGCGCAUCAUUCCAGCAUAAAACCAUACCAAUUCAGCUAAAAUUACACUCCAGAAACUUUAAUCAAAGAUUGUAUGACCGAACAUCGGUCGCUUACCACAAGUCAAACAAUAUGUUCAGUGGACCUCUGGAGAGGUUAUACGAAUGGGUGAAUGAACGAAAACGUGUGCGAAUCACGUUGAGGAGUUUAUCUCGAGUUAGUUCGGUUAUAACAGCCGUUAUUGUGGCGUUCGAUAAACACUGGAAUAUGAUUAUCAGGGAUGGUGAUGAUAAAUUCUUGCCAAGUGUACGACAACAACAUCAAAUUUUCUGUGGUACAGAUUGGUUACGCCCUUACAACUACAAACGAGUUCAACCCGCAGAUAGCGAUCAGACGAAUUCUACUGAUGGAAAGUUUUCAGAUGAGUUCGGUAAUAUGGCCACUCUUGCAAGUGAGAAGUACCCUGAAAGAAGACGUUGUUUGCUUGAAAGACAUCUGAAGUGUUCGUUUAUUAGAGGUGAUAAUGUUGUGCUGAUAAGUGCGCUUUGUUGA
Anisakis simplex (herring worm) is the source of this 864-nucleotide messenger RNA. The record is from the annotation of a GenBank genome assembly. NCBI's taxonomy places the organism in Eukaryota, Metazoa, Nematoda, Chromadorea, Rhabditida, Anisakidae.